Molecule: messenger RNA, 18167 nt
Organism: Pelobates cultripes (western spadefoot toad)
Lineage: Eukaryota; Metazoa; Chordata; Amphibia; Anura; Pelobatidae
Source: the annotation of a GenBank genome assembly
CCAGCUGAUGCCAUUGGUGUCAGCCCUCACCAGGUUAUAAGCCUCCCUGCAAGCCUCUUUAUCUAUCUUUGUUGCCAUUUGGAUUCAGCAAUGGAUACACACUGUAACUGGAUCAGCUGGAGGGAGAUCUGCCUCUUCACUAAAUCCCUUAACCAGAUCAGUGCAGGCUAAUGAAUGCUGGCUCCAAGGGCAGGACAGAGUGCUAGAAUGAGCUCCACUCACUGAGCCUGCACAGCAGCAACUUAACCCACUGCUCCCUGUCAGCAGCACCCAACUCCAGCUGGUGCACAUUAUGUCUUUCUGCAGGAGGGGGGGAGGCGGUUUUUGUUUCUGCCUGUACAAAAAGUAGGCUGGAAUCACCCCUUUGGCUUUGCUGCCUAAUGGUUUUACCUUGCCUGCUUCCUGUUUGAUGCAGGGCAUUACUGGGACUUCCAAGGGGUGAUGUCAUUAGAUUGGUACUCCUGGAGAGUGAUUGAGGGGUGCAGGGAUCAGCCCCCCUCUCCAUCAGCCCUGAUUCCCCACAUGUAAUAAAGUCUAGCAGCAAGGCAUGCUGAGGGCAGCCAGGGAAGUCAUAGUGUGGGAAAUGUUUCCUGUGUGUUACAAUGUAUCAUGUCCCAGACCAGGCUGCCUGCUAAGACCCCAGGUGGAGAGGGGCAUUGCUGGCUAGUUUGCAAUGAGAGGUAUCUGCAUGGACUGCUGAAUCAGGAAACCCUGUCCCAGAUUAUAAACUGGGGACAGAAAGGAGUGAGCCAGCAGACCCCACUGCUCCAGGUAGGAGGGCUGGGAUCCCUGGGGGGGCUGGCAUUGGGGGGGCGGGGGGGGAGGGUUAACCUGUGCAGGCUGCAGCACUGAAUGGGUCAAUGUGCUUUGUAGGAUUGGGGAACCUAUUUAGCUAAGAAUGCUUUGUCUUCACAGGGGAAUUCCAGAUUAAUGAUUAAAUGCAAACAAUCAGUGACAGGUCCUGGGCUGUCACUGGGGCCCUUGAUGGCAUUUACAGAAUUGGUAUUUCCUUAAUAUAUAGAGACCCCCAUACUGACAUGCAGAGACCCACACUGUCUAUACACACAGGGAAACAGUUUAAUUUAGUAGACAAUGCUUCCCUCUAGUGUUACAAAAGUGAAAUUGCAACCAUUGAGAAUUUGUAAAUAUUAUUUUAUAGAUCUAAAAGCUAUCUAUCUAUCUAUCCUAAAAUUACUUUAAAUAUAACCAUCUAGAUCAGGGGUCCUCAAACUCCGGCCCCCCAGAUGUUGCUACAACUCCCAUGAUUCUUUGAAUUACGUAGAUAGCCAGAGAAUCAUGGAAGUUGUAGUUCAGCAACAUCUGGGGGGCCAGAGUUUAAAGACCCCUGAUCUAGAUUGUAAGUUCCCACUGGAAUAGCGCCCUCACCCCCUUUAGUUUUUGUUUGUUACAUUUUCUAUUGUCUUUUAGAUAUAUUGAACAUUUGCCCUUUUAAUUGUUCCAAUUGUAUCAAUGCAUAGAGCUGCGGAAAAGUGCAUGGUCGGCACAGUAAUGUAGAGUAAUUAUGAUUUUGCAGUUCUCCCAUAAUUCCCAACUUGAUAUGCUCAGACACCCUUAGUAAUGAAGUAGUGCAUUAAACGCAGCUUUUAAUCCAAAGCAUAAAUGGUGAGUCAAAAGGAUCAAUGACCAGAAACCAAUAACUGACUAUUUACCCAAAUACCCUGCUCGUAGGGAUAUGUACAGAACCAGGAAUGUGCUGGUAUGUUUGGGAAUGCAGACUCGCGUCAAAGCUUGCUCUGGCUGCAGUUUCCUGUUGGAAAUGAAUGAAAGCCAGCAUUGCAUGUAUUCUAUGGAGAAAUCGUUUAUGUAACAUAUUAACAAGGUAAAACAUGUGAACUAAUAUUUUGCAGGUGACUGGGUGUCCUCUUUAAAUUGAUGAUCCUAUAGCUUAUUCGCCAACAUUGGCAAGUAUGAACUGGAUGCGAGGGGCCAUUUUGGCACGGUGACAACCAUAGACACAAUUUAUGUCAUCGGUAAUGAGGUAGAAUAUAAAAAGGACAUGGAUCAUUAAUCGGACCAAAUUCAUUGCAACUACCCAGUGUGGCUGUGCUCUUGUCGCACUGUCCCCUUGUGUCUCCAGAAACUGGAUAUCAGAGACAGAGUCCCAAAAUCGUGACUACACCUCUUUAUUUGGCACAUCAGAAUGCAACUGACCACAACCUAUAUGUCUUUCAUGCCAUCUCUCCAUUUAUCAGCAUAAUAAGAAUAUCACAUGUUAUUACCCAGGAGAGGGACGUAUCAUUUUAUGUCAGUUUUCGAUUAUAUCCUGGGGUCCUGACAUUUUACCAGUUGAAUGGUAUGAAAACAAAAAAAUAAAUAUCCCCAUCAGUUCUGACGCUAGGAAAGUCCUGGAAUUUUUCUGGAAGUGCUAAUUAUUACAACGUGCUUCCUGUAAGGUUCCUUGUUUUGUAAUAAUGUUUCUUGUGUUGUUCAGAUUAGGUGACUGUAGUUCCCAGACUGAGCUGUGAUUCAGGAUGUAACGACUGGACGCAGAGUGGGGACAGUGCAUGGUAUCCGGUGCUGUAUUAGAGACAGCUUGAUUAUAAUUUUAUAGUAAUAUGUGGAAUAAAGAUCUACGUAUUAUGAGUGGGAUUUCCAGCUAUACAGAGUACAAUGUAUGGAAGCAAUGGUUCUGGUUGAGACACUUCAUUAUGUGACGUUUAAAUACCAAGGGGAGAAUUAAAUAUUUUCUCCAUCAUUCUGGCUUGGGCCAGGAGUCCACAAACCUUAGUGUGAUUGGUGUAGCACAUAAAGCGUACAGUACUGGAGUCGGAUAAUGCAUGGAUUUCCUAUUUUUCUCUUUUUGUGAAAGGAACCGUUUCAAAUGGAAAUGGUCAUUUUUAUGUAAAUUAUAGCCUUAAAUAAAACCUUGAAAAUCAGCUUUAACUUGUGUUAACCGUUUUAUCAUGCAACGCUCCAUUUUCAUUUAAAGGUAUAUUACAUUUUGCAGUGGACAUCAUAAUCCAGUUGUGCCCUGGCACAGUUCUGGCAUUGCUUCUGCUUUAUUCUCUCAACAUACUGUGUUCAAUGACAGAACCAGACAAGAUGGGGGCACUCCGUUCUAGGAUAGAUGUAAAUAGAGCAAUGUGGGAUCCUGCGUUUCAUUAUAUUUUUCAGACCUCACAAAUAAGAUAGCUAAACUCCAUAUAAAAAUCAUGGAACGUAACGUCUCUUUCUAAUUGUGAGGAUAUAAGAUAAUGACGAUGAUAAGAACGGUACAAAGUGUAGAUUUUAGGAGGCGUGUGUCACCUUGAAGGUGAUGCCACUUUGUAAAUAUUUCUUACAAUCACUGAGAGGUUCUCGUAGUAAAUAAACAUUUGCUGAUGUUUCAGAAGCUGAGAGGGGAAAGCACUGGAAGGUAGGUUAUUUUGGGUGAUUGCAUUUAUUUUCCUUACAAUAUCUAUUUAAAUGUUGGUUUUCAGUUUGCUGCAGUUUACAACAUACUGCACUUAAAUUCUUUUAUUUUUGGUUUUAAGCUGUAGCGUACUACAAUGUUUGGCCUCUUUAGAUUCAUAUCUUGAAUGAAGUGGCUUUUGGAAACCCGUGGGGCUUGUUAAAGUAGAUUAAUACGUAGGGUGCAGCCACUCAGAGAUGCUUAUUAUAACCAUAGUCGGUGUUUAUUUUGCGGACUAUAAUCUGAUAUCACUUGAUUCCUAUUGGGGAACAUUUAACAUGGACAGAGCACACAUGUCAUUGUGGACUGUGUCUUUGUCAAACUAGCAUGUUUCCGAAGAUGAUGUAAUCACUUUCCUGCUGUCUUAUCAAUGUAUAAUGUAAAUGGCAAUUAUUUGCGAUUAUUCAUUAAUACAUUCGUGGGUAAUGGAGAGAGUCAUUUCUCUCUUACUGGCGACUGCUGACAGUACAGGUAGACUGAGAUUAAACGCCAACAUUCUGCGGUGUUGCGAAUCAGUGGAAGAAUUGAUAUAACUGAUAUUAUGUCACGUCAUCGUGAAUCAAUAACGUGUGCAAAGUCAUCAUCUUAAGAAGAAACCAAAUGUAUUUUGCUGCUUUUAAAACUUGUAUGAAUGUAAAAAAGUAUUUAGAAAGCCAAAUGUGAAUCUAGAAAAUAUCCCUGAUACAAACAGUGUGGCUGCAGAGAUACUACCGUUUUAUUCUGGGUGAAUUAAGUUUAUUUUUUUUCUGAUAUUUUUAUUUGAAACUGACAGCAAACUGUAUUCUCUUGCUAAUUUGCUGUGUGAUUAAAUCCCGGUAAUCUGUGCUUUGUUUCAGUACCUAGUAAGUUAUAGACAAUGUGAAAAUGGCUACAAAAGGACUGGUAAAAGGCCACUGGCAAGCAUCAUCUGAUUGGACACUGAGGGAAUGUCACUGAGAGCAUUCGAAAGGUACACUUUAUAUUCCAUUUCUUGCUCCUGACACUUGAUCAUACCAGACUGGCUUAAUUAAGCAGUUUCAGUGUAUAGAUCAUGGCCCUGUAGUCUCACUGCUCAAUUCUCUGCCAUUUAAGUUAAAUAACUUUGUUUAUACAUCCCUAGUCACACCUCCCUGCAUGUGACUUACACAGCCUUCCUAGAUAUUCUAGAUUCCCUUAUUGCACAGUCUGUUUAAUUUAGAAUUUACCAUCUGCUGCUCUGUUAAUACCUUGCUAGACCUUGGCGAACCCUUGUGUGUAAAGUUCAAUUUACAGAGCAGGAGAUAAAAACUUUUAAAGUAAGUAACAUGUGAUUGGAAAUGAAAUAAUUUUGUUUCAGUCACAGACAGUGGUGGUAUAACUAAGGCUGCAUAAACAGAAACAAAAGUGAUUUAAUUCCUAAACGGCAGAGAAUUGAGCAGUGAGACUACAGGGGCAUGAUCUAUACACCAAAAAAUGCAUCAUUAAGCUAAAGUUGUUUUUUGCCUAUGGUAUCCCUUUAAACUAGUUAUUAACAGACUUAUUGCUAUGCAAUGACAAUGCGUCUGCAUGUUUUCUCAAUAACCAGAGAUGGCUAAAGCUCUGAGUUGCUAUCUAAUGAAUUAAUCAUAUAAUAUUUUUUGUUAAAGACAAUGGAAGGUUCAAGGCAGUCCCGAGUUUCUCGUCCACAAAAGAUCAGUGAAUCGUCAAAGGUAUGCAUAGCUAUCUUUAUUCUCUGCGAUUUAUCACACAUAUUACUGCGCAUGUUGUGGGCUUGGUUCUGUAACUGUCUAGCAUUAAUUCUAGUGUUUUUAUUUUUCUCCUGGCUUAGCUGUACAGAUGGACAGAUCACUCCAAUUUUGUUCUUCAAGGCCUGAAUGAACAGAGGCAAAAAGGUCUAUUCUGUGACAUCAUUCUGGUGGCUGAUGACCAAAAAGUGCCAGCCCACCGAAAUCUUCUGGCCGCCUGUAGUGACUACUUCAACUCCAUGUUCACCAUUGGUAUGCGUGAGGCCCAUCAGAAGGAAGUGGAAUUGGUGGGCGCUUCCUAUAUAGGUCUGAAAGCUGUGAUUGACUUUCUAUACAGCUGUGAUUUGACACUGGACGGAGGGAACAUUGAUUAUGUUUUGGAAACGGCCCAUCUCCUGCAAGUCUGGAAGGUGGUGGACUUCUGCUGUGAAUAUUUGGAGAACGAGGUCAGUGAAGACAACUAUCUUUACCUCCAGGAACUGGCUUCCAUCUUUAGUCUAGAGCGCCUUGGCUCAUUUAUCGACUCCUUUGUCCUUCAGAACUACAGUACCCUUUCCUUCACAAAUGACUUUUUGCUAAAUAUCUCUACCCAAAAACUUUGCCAGUACCUAACGAGCAGUCAGGUGCAGCAUGUCAGUGAACAUGACCUCUUGCAGUCUGCUUUGCAGUGGUUGACCCAAAGCUCCGAAAGGGAAAGCCAAGCCUACCAAGUACUCCAGAACAUCCGUUUUCAGCUAAUCCCAAAAAGUGAUCUUCUACAUCGAGUGAAACCAGCAAUAUGCUCUCUCCUCCCAAAAGAGGCAAAUUGUGAGUGGUUAGUGGAGGAAGCUGUCCACUAUCAUAACAAUGUAGCUUUACAACCACUACUUCAGAAUACACGGAGUACUCUCCGCAAAGGGAUUGAGAGACUUCUGUUUGUUGGUGGAGAGGUGUCUGAGCAUUGCCUCGAGCUGAGUGAUGAUGUCUGUAGUAUGGACAUCAAGAAGGAGCAAUGGGUUUCUGAAACACAACUGCCAGCCAGACGGAGUCAUCACUGUGUUACGGUUCAAGGCAACUUCAUCUUUGUUGCUGGAGGGAGUUUCUCAAGGGACAAUGGUGGAGAUGCUGCCUCCAACCUUCUCUACAGGUAUGAUCCCCGCUGGAGUCAGUGGAUUAAGGUGAGACUUCUAUACAGCUACAAAUACACAACCACUACAAAUACAGCGCUUGCUCACCAUUAUCAAGAGUACGUUCUAGUAUUCAUAUCAUAGUUGUCAAAAUCCACAUCCGUACAACCACCUAGAUAUUGGUUGAUAAACAUAUAGGUGUAAGUCAAGUAGGAAACCAUUAUUCUGAGAUCAUCCCAAAGUCAUGUUGUUUGACAUUGAAGUCAUAAAAUGUCCCAAAAAUAUUCUUCUGAGUCGGUAGCUAUAUAGAUCAAAGGACCCUCUCUGCUUUAACUUGAGUGACUCUGUUCUCCCUUCAGUGAGUAUUUUUUAAUGUUUUGUUGUGAAAAAAUUUUUUAAUCACAUUCAGUAAGAUCAGUAUCAUACAGAGAGCAACUAGCAGAAUAGUUGUAAUAUAUAUGCAAACCACUGCUAAUGAAUUAGGUUCAGCUAGGCAAGAUAGACCGUAUGCAAUAAUCUGAGCUAUCAUGGUAAGAUGAACCAAGGUGUCAAAUGAAAGCCAAAUGGUUUAAAGUAAUGGUAAUGAAAAACAUGAUGUAUCAACAGCUGUAAUAGAGAUGUGUAAAACACUGAAUUUGAUGGACUCCAGGUCUAUCUAUUUACACACUAUAGAUACCAAAACCACUUUAGCUUAAUGAAGCAGUUUUGGUGUAUAAACCAUGCCCCUAUAGUCUCACUGCUCAAUUAUCUGCCGUUUUGGCGUUAAAUCACUUUGUUCAUACACUCAUAGUCACACCUUCCUGCAUGUGACUUACACAGCUUUCCUAAACACUUCCUGUAAAGAGUCAUCUAAUGUUUACACUUCCUUAAUUGCAAAUGCUUUUUAAUUUAAAAUCUCUUAUCUCCUGCUCUGUUGAUAGACUUUUAAACUAUGUAGGGGCCCCCUGUAUGUGAUUAAAGUUUAAAGGGACACUAUAGGCACCCAGACUAGUUCAGCUCAUUGAAGUUGUCUGGGUGCACUGUCUCUAUUGCACUUAGUGCAUGAGUACAUCCAGUGUCAGAUUUUUUGUUCCCCAUAGGAAAGCAGUGAUUCAAUGCUUUCCUAUGGGAAGGUCUAAUGCACGCGUGGCACUCAACGCGCAUGCGCAUUAACGCCCCCUCAUUGAGCACCGUCCGAGAUGGCGGAGCCGCAACCCAGUGCCAAGAGACAUCAGCGCUGGGAUAAGGUAGGUAAGUAAAGCUUUUUUUAACCUUUUAUUCUCUGGGUAGGGGGGAGCCACAAGGAAAGGGGGAGUUAGAGGAAUCUAUAGUGUCAGGAAUACAGCUUUGUAUUCCUGGCACUUUCAGUAUCCCUUUAAUUUACUGAAAUAAAAUCUGCUAAAGUUUAACAUCUAAUUGAAAAUGAAACCCAUUUUUAUGCAGGCUGUGUGAGUCACAGCCAGGGUAGGUGUAUCUAGCGACAGAAACCAAAGUGUUUUAGCUCCUAAAAUUCAGAGAAUUGAGCGGGGAAACAGCAGGGGCACGAUAUAUACACAGAAAUUGCUUCAUUAAGCUAAAGUUGUUUUGAUGUUUAGAAUAUCCCUUUAACCAAGUGUAAAAAAAAAAAAAGAAGGUGUAUGGAAAACUGGAGCAGAAUGGCUCCCCAAAAUUAUCCUCUAACUGGGGGAUACGAGGGCAGGGAUAGACAAUUGUAAAAAAUGGACAGACAUUAAAAAUAUUGAAACAAAUUACACUAAAGUAGAAGAAAACACCAACUUUAAAGCCAAAAAAACAGCCAAAAUAAACAUAUUAUGAUGACUAGCAUUUAUAUAGCUCCAAGAUAUUCUGCAGCGCUUUAUAUGUACAGCAAGUAUUUUACUUACAUAAUGUUAAAGGAACCAGACGGGCAUCAUAACAACUUCAUGUUGGUGAAGUUGUUAUGGUGCCUGGAGGUUCUCUUUAACAGAGGUGCAUUAUUGCACGAAUCACUUAGGCCUCAAUUUCAUAUUUUCGGCUCUUCAAAUGAUCACAAUCUGUUUUCAAAUGACUUAUCUCCAGAAGUCACCAUUAAAAUCUAUGGGAAUUCUUGUAGAUAAAUCAUAUGAAAAGUUUUUCUAACAGACUGUGAUCCUUUGAAACCCUUUUACAAAAUAUUAAAUUGAGACGUUGGGACAUCACUUGCAUGUGGCCUACAUUUAACAAUGUUUUUGACAUCCCGGGACGUGGAUGAUUCUGCAGCAAACAGUGGCACCAGACCAGGUCCCAAGUUCUUGAGAAAGACAAACAGAUCCAAGUGAGUUUAAAGAAUUGAGUAUCCUUUUCCACUAUCAAGGAUUGAGGUAGACCACAGAGGUAGCCAAGUCCAUCUUCACACAGACAUCUUGAGACUUGGCCCAGUAAUUGACACCACUCAUGGUUGUUCUACUCAAAUCUUAAAAGAAGGAAAGUUUGCUGUAGGAUAUAGUCUCUUUGACAGCAGAAACAAUGCCUACUUUGGCAGCAGAACUUUGGCAGCGUACUAUAAGAUCACAUGUUGCAGAGACAUGGUUCUGUAGACUCCAUUCAAAACUAUGUUUUGGGCAUGUCAAACAUAUAGCAAUAGCUCCCUUUUUUUUUUUUUUAAACUAUAAAAUAGACAGGUAAUCAGUGUUUUUUCCCAACGUGUAUAGGUUGCAUCCAUGAACCAACGUAGAGUGGACUUCUACCUGGGUGCAGUGAGCGACAAACUGCUUGCUGUUGGAGGUAGGAAUGAAAAUGGCGCCUUAUCUUCGGUUGAAUCCUACUGCCCUCAGCAGGAUACCUGGACAUAUGUAUCUGAGCUGCCAAGGUGAACCUGUGCUUUGAAUUCUAUAAUUAAUAAACCAGUUUCGUACAUCUGUAUUUCUAAUAACCGUGAUUUGCAGGGCUGUACCUAUCAUUGUAAAAGUGGCAGGAAGCCUAACCAACACCCCUGCCAAUUGUACGUUAGUGUGUUGGAUAAAUCCUUCAAAUAUCUGCUUCUUUGCAAUAGUCCCUAGCCAUUGCCUCUUUUAAUAGCUGUUCCAGGGAUGUCGGGGAUGACUCACACUGUAUCGAAUACUUUUUGAUUGAUUGUAAUAAUUGGAUCUAUUUUAAUUCAGUCUAAUGCCUCCACAACACCAAACUCUGACAGCAGCAAAGCAAGACUUAACCUUUAAUGAGCAACCUGUCUCCGUGACGGCUGACCUUAGCACAUAAGACAUUUCCCUUAAUACUCAACCAGUCAAUAGGAUUUGUGGUUCACAAACACUGGGUGCAACAGUCAGUCUCUUUUACUCUACCAUUUCGAACAGUUUAAAUAGCUUUUGCAUUAUAUAAAGGGGCAGUAAAAUGGCAUUUUAUUUUAAUUAAUCUUCUAAAAAUAAUUCUGUUUUUUUUUUUUUUUUUACAACAAUUUUUUGCCACUUAAUCAAUCACUCCUUUUCUGUUCCUCGCUCCCAGCCUGCAGUGUUCCAUCUUUUUACUACAAACUUUUUUACUACACAACCCUCCCAAAAUUUGCAGUGAACAAAGAGGCACACUUUAAUUUUAGGGGUGAGGGUGGGGCCAGGGACAGAGCUGUUCUGAGAAAUUGUAGGUGACUUACUAAUAAAAAUAAAGGCAAAUAAAAUAUUAUUAUUUAAAACCAGAACAAUGUAUCCUAUUCACACAGACUGAUUUCUAAAAACAUUUAUUGUAGUUUAAUGACACAUUACUGGGAGUAUUAUUGCUGUGGAGCUCUGUUAUACACUCAGACACAUUACUGGGAGUAAUAUUGCUGUGGAGCUCUGUUAUACACUCAGACACAUUACUGGGAGUAUUAUUACUGUGGAGCUCAGUUAUACACUCAGACACAUUACAGGGAGUAUUAUUGCUGUGGGGCUCUGUUAUACACUCAGACACAUUACUGGGAGUAUUAUUGCUGUGGAGCUCUGUUAUACACUCAGACACAUUACUGGGAGUAUUAUUGCUGUGGAGCUCUGUUAUACACUCAGACACAUUACUGGGAGUAUUAUUGCUGUGGAGCUCUGUUAUACACUCAGACACAUUACUGGGAGUGUUAUUACUGUGGAGCUCGGUUAUACACUCAGACACAUUACUGGUAGUAUUAUUGCUGUGGAGCUCUGUUAUACACUCAGACACAUUACUGGGAGUAUUAUUGCUGUGGAGCUCUGUUAUACACUCAGACACAUUACUGGGAGUAUUAUUGCUGUGGAGCUCUGUUAUACACUCAGACACAUUACUGGUAGUAUUAUUGCUGUGGAGCUCUGUUAUACACUCAGACACAUUACUGGGAGUAUUAUUGCUGUGGAGCUCUGUUAUACACUCAGACACAUUACUGGGAGUAUUAUUGCUGUGGAGCUCUGAGCUGGGAGUAUUAUUCUGUGGAGCUCUUAUACACUCAGACACAUUACUGGGAGUAUUAUUGCUGUGGAGCUCUGUUAUACCCUCAGACACAUUACUGGGAGUAUUAUUGCUGUGGGGCUCUGUUAUACACUCACACACCAACAAUAUGGUGCUCCUAGAAAAAAGCAUACCUCCCAACAUCGGCAGACCCAGAAAUGGGAUGCUGGUGGGAGGGGGGUAAAGAUACUAUUGCAUCACUGGUUCUGACUCAAGGGAGUGGACCUCCACAAAAAGGCUGCCUGAGGGCAGACUCUGCAGGGAGCCCUGUUUCAGCGCUCUCUGUAAUGCCCUUGUGCCCUAAACGUAGCACAAGGGAGUCUUAUGAUGCGCUUUCACUAUGUUUGGGUCAGUUCCCUGGUGUCCCCAAAAGUGGGACAUCAGAGGACUAGGGUGGGAUGACAGGAUAGGACCCAAAAAUCAAGACUAUCCAGAGGCAUGAAUGAUAGACAUUGGGGCCCAAAUAGGGACUAUCCCUCCUAAAUAGGGACACUUGGGAGGUUUGUAUACAUGGUGUUGUGACUAGCAUUUCUGGUUGUUGUGGUUAAUUUGUUCGAUACCUGGAGUCUCCUACAGAACAACCUCAAAACAAAGAAGAAAAAUUCUCAGACAUGAAGAUUAUUUCCUAAACAGUCAGUUUAAAUAGAAAACGCGCUUGUAAAAAUGUUGUCAAAAAUGCUGAAAAAAUAGUUAGUUUUCUUUUCUUUUUUCUUUAAGUAUGUAAAUUCUUUUGAUUAUGGGACCACUAAAAUAUAUGCCAUCACCGAAUACAGUCCACUUCAUUAUAUUGGUUAAUAAAUAUUAUGGUUGGAUCUAGAGUUAAAGAAGGGAAUUGGAGGGUACGACUGGAAAACCAAAAUAUGUACAAAAUACAGAUUGAGGAAGUCAGUCGCACUCAAAAAAAAAAAUAAUUAAAAAAAUACAGUUUUCAAUUUGACAAAACGACUUAUCAGCUAUUGUAACUAACCAAUAUGGGGAUUCAGUUACACCAUAUGGCCUUAUUGUGUUACGUCACAGUACUCCAUUAUCGGUGGGUCCUACACUAAUUGUAACACGGGACAUAAACAUGCUAACUGCAAUACUGCUUAAACUGCUUCCAAACACUCUCCUCAAAUGUAUGCUUUGUGGUCAGCUCCAUUUGUUUUCUAUGAUAGGCUAUGCUAAGUAAUCUUGUUAAAACGGUGUUUUUAAAAUGUACUUUAUUUAAUUAAUUUUGUGUGCGCUGUUCCCUAAUCUGUAUUUUUGGUCUUUAUGGCAGCACCAAUGCUGAGAAAUGCACGUUUCACAAUUUGCCUGCAAUUUUCUUCAUUCGUGUAUAUUUAUAAUUCAGACCAGAUUCCUUUUGGGUUGAGCACCCGGCCCAUCCAAUAUCAAUUUCAGAGACAACAUGGGUUUACUUCAGGGAGAUCAUGCCAAACUAAUCUUAGUGAUUUUUUUGAUUGGGUAACUAAAAUUAUAGAUCAGGGUGGUGCAGUAGGCAUUGCUUACCUAGAUUUCAGUAAGGCAUUUGACACUGUUGCACAUAGAAGGCUUAUCAAUAAACUGCAAUCUUUAAGUUUGGAUUCCAAUAUUGUUGAAUGGGUAAGGCAGUGGCUGAGUGACAGGUAACAGAGGGUUGUAGUUAAUGGAAUAUAUUCGAAGCUUGGACUUGUCACCAGUGGGGUACCUCAGGGAUCUGUACUUGGACCCAUUCUCUUUAAUAUUUUUAUUAGUGAUAUUGCAGAAGGUCUUGAUGGUAAGGUAUGUCUUUUUGCUGAUGAUACUAAGAUAUGUAACAGGGUUGAUGUUCCAGGAGGGAUAAGCCAAAUGACAAAUGAUUUAGGUAAACUAGAAAAAUGGUCAGAAUUGUGGCAACUGACAUUUAAUGUGGAUAAGUGCAAGAUAAUGCAUCUUGGACGUAAAAACCCAAGGGCAGAGUACAGAAUAUUUGAUAGAGUCCUAACCUCAACAUAUGAGGAAAGGGAUUUAGGGGUGAUUAUUUCUGAUGACUUAAAGGUAGGCAGACAAUCAGUGGCGUACACAUGAUCCAUGGGGCCCCGGUGCGAAAAUUGAUCCGUGGGCCCCCCCGCGCUUACUCGGCGCGGGUCGGGGCCGCAACACAUGGCGGCGGGCACCUGGUCGCAGGGGUUGCAGGGCUGCGACCCCGCGACCGCGGUAUGCACACACACUUAAAGGACCACUACAGACACCCUGAUCACAUCAGCUCAAUGAAGUGGUCUGGGUGCCAGGUCCCUCUAGUUUUAACCCUGCAGCUGAAAACAUAGCCGUUUCAGAGAAACGGCUAUGUUUCACUGAGGGUUAAUCCAGCCUCUGGUGGCUGUCUCAUUGACAGCUGCUAGAGGAGCUUCCACUGUGAAAAUCACAGUGAGAAAACACUGUACGUCCAUAGGAAAGCAUUGAGUAAUGCUUUCCUAUGGGCGGUUUAAAUGCGCGUGCGCCUCUUGCCGCGCAUGUGCAUUCGGAGCUGAGAGGCGGAGGGAUCCCCAGCGCCAAGGGAGUCCUACGCUGGAGAAAGGUAAAUGCUAAAGACAUAUACACACACACACACACUCUCACGAACAGACCCAUACACACUAGCUAACAGAAACACACAUUUACUGACAGAGACACACUCAGUGACAGACAUACAUACACACUCACUUACAAAACAUACUUUCACUGACAAACACACUCACUAACAGACAUCAAACACACUCAGUAACAGACACACACAGUAACACACUCACUAGCAGACACACUCACUGACACACACACUAACACAAACACUAAAACACACACACACACACACUAACACACAUACAGUAACACACACACACACACAUACACUAACACAAACACACACAUACACUAACACACACACACAUACACUAACACACACACACACACACACACACUAACAAACACACACUAACAUACACAUACAUACACUAACACACACACACACAUACAUACAUACACUAACACACACACACACUCACACUAACACACACACACAUUUAAAAAAAAAAAUGUAAUCCCCCCAGCCUUCUUACCUUUUGGAGUGCUGGGGGGAUUCCCUGGGGUCCAGUGGUGCUGCUGGGCGGGCGGGCUGUCUGUCUGUCUCGGUGGCCGGCGCGCGAGGGAGCACUCAGUGCUUCCUCUUCAGCUCCCUCGCGCGCCGCGUGGGGAUGCCGAGCCGGAAGAUGACGUCAUCUUCAGGCUCCGGUAUCAGUGCGGUGCGCGAGGGAGCUGAAGAGGAAGCACUGCGUGCUCCCUCGCGCGCCGGCCACCCACCCAGCCAGCCCGCCCGCCGGGGUCAGCAGGGCCAGCCUCGGGGGGGCCUGAGGUGGCCGCCUCCUGGGCCCCCCAGGAGAAGAGGCUGGCCCUGUGGGUAUAUACCGGGUCGCAGGGGCGGCCGGGCCCCCUGGUGGGCCGGGCCCGGUCGCAGCCGCGACCCUGGUAUGUACGCCACUGGAGACAAUGUAAUAGAGCAGCAGGAAAUGCUAGCAGAAUGCUUGGUUGUAUAGGGAGAGGUAUUAGCAGUAGAAAGAGGGAAGUGCUCAUGCCAUUGUACAGAACACUGGUGAGACCUCACUUGGAGUAUUGUACACAGUACUGGAGACCGUAUCUUCAGAAGGAUAUUGAUACCUUAGAGAGGGUUCAGAGAAGGGCUACUAAACUGGUUCAUGGAUUGCGGGAUAAAAACUUACCAGGAAAGGUUAAAGGAUCUUAACAUGUAUAGCUUGGAGGAAAGACGAGACAGGGGGGAUAUGAUAGAAACAUUUAAAUAUAUAAAAGGGAAUCAACACAGUAAAGGAGGAGACUAUAUUUAAAAGAAGAAAAACUACCACAACAAGAGGAUAUAGUCUUAAAUUAGAGGGACAAAGGUUUAAAAAAUAAUAUCUGGAUGUAUUACUUUACUGAGAGGGUAGUGGAUGCAUGGAAUAGCCUUCCAGCUGAAGUGGUAGAGGUUAACACAGUAAAGGAGUUUAAGCAUGCGUGGGAUAGGCAUAAGGCUAUCCUAACUAUAAGAUAAGGCCAGGGACUAAUGAAAGUAUUUAGAAAUAUUGGGCAGACUAGAUGGGCCGAAUGGUUCUUAUCUGCCGUCACAUUCUAUGUUUCUAUAAUGCACAUUUGGAGGUGACCACAGGAGAGUAUGCAUUUAAGAAUAAUCCCUGGAAGUAUUGCAGUCAGCAUGUUAAUCUCCCAUGUUAAAAUUAGAGUAGGACCCACCAAUAUUUGGGUACUGUGACGUAGUGGGCUUAACACGAUACGGCUGUAUGGUAGAAAUGAUCCACAUAUUUGUUUGCUGAGAGGUGAUUUUAAGACGACAUUUAUUUUUUGUAUGUGCUGUUCCUUAAUCUGUACUUAGAUUAAGUUUUUCUGCCAAUUGAUGAGAAACAACACUUAACUAAAUACAUCGCAAAGGACACAAGUUGACCUGGCUUGAAUCUCAUUGUUUAAUGCGUUUACAUUUUAAAAGAAAACUGAAUGCGAUAUCCAGGCUGGGUGGAUCUAUCUUCUAAUUCUUGUGUAUAUUUUAAACAGCUUGUUUUCCUUUAACAAACACAUCGUUACCAUAUCAACAUUCAUUUUAUCAGGAAGAUUUUGGUCUGUGAGUUUUUUUUAUUUUUUUAUUGCAAUCAGUUAAACCUCAGCGGUAUAGUUUUAUCACUCCGUUAUGAAUUAAUACUUUUCUGUUUUGAUAUAAUUUGGAAAAGCGUAUAUUACAGAAGAAGUUGUAAUACAGAAUUUAUCAGAGUGUGAUGCAAUGUGAAUGGUUUCGAUAUUACCGCUGUAUAGGCCUGCCCAAUUCAUCUACAUUCACAGCUAAAUCCAAUGUGGCACUGUGUGUGUAUAAACAUUCCAUGUUCCACGUCUAUUCCCCGGGGAAGCGGAGCCAGUAAAUGAUGCAAUAACAGUGCAAAAUAAACUGGGGUGUUUGUGUGGACAUGUUUUGUUUCCGCUCGAUUAGAUUGCAGCGUUAGAAUAAAGCAGGUACUUGGUAGAAAGAACCAUGAUUUAAAAACCCAGCCCACUGACUGUUAAUGCCACACUUUGGAGUUGUAUAUAAAGCACUAAUUUGAAGGGAAUCGGAAAUUCCAAUUUUUUUGUGUGCGUGUGUGAUUAUGCAUGUGAAAAAAGAUUUUCUUCUUUUUUUUGUGUGUGUUUAACAAGAAACUAUUCUAUAUUCAGCAUGAUUUCCAUAGUGGGUAUGAGAAAAAAAAAUUAAAAUAAACAGAAAUUCAGUAACUGGAAACGCUCUCUUGGGCAACAGAAAGCACCAGCGGACAAAGGAGUGUGUGCAAGGAUCUUAUAAAGGAAGUACAAUGCUACCAUUGUGGUUGGUUUUAAAGCAACUGUAGGGACAGGCACCAUGAUACCCACCAAAGUGAGAAACAUGUAAUGUAGCAAGUCUAAAAUAAUUAAUUUGUGUUACUGGACAAACAGAAUACAUGCAUGCCAACACCAGCAAGAAUAUAGCCGGGGCACGAGGGCUUUAGUAGAGAUUGGUAUGCAUGUGGGCAGGCCAGUGAUGCCACUUGCGUCAUUACAAGUGUGCAAAAGAAGUGUGCCACCUUGGUGAACUUGCAUGCUCGGAGGAAAGGUGGCCCUGGAGGACAGCUAAUCAAGGCUGAUUGUGCUUCUUGAUCUAAAUAUUUAGCAAUCAAGACUUUAAACUUUAACCUACCAUUUGUUUAUCAAAAACCUCAUAAAGAUAAGGGACUCUUUGGUGAUCCGUUGUUGUAUGGCUGUUAAAUUAAUGAAAGAAUAAAUAUGUUUAACAUAACAAAAUGUAAAAAGGAGACAUUCCUGGUUAGAAUUCACCCCCUGUUUUACAAUAUUUAAAAGAGGUUCUGCAGGCUACAGGUCUCCCCCUGUUUUUCAUGCAUUACUGAGCUUAUACCCCCCCCAAAAUAGAACCAAAAUAAUUAAUUGGUGCAGCUUUUAUUAUAUAUUUUGCUUAUUUUUUUUACAAUUUUUUUUUUUGUAGAUUCACUUAUGGCCAUGCUGGAACUGUGCACAAAGAAUAUGUCUACAUAUCUGGGGGACAUGACUACCAGAUCGGGCCUUACAGGAAAAACAUGUUGUGUUACGACCAUCGUGCAGACGCAUGGGAGGAGAGGCGGCCCAUGAUCACGGCUCGAGGUUGGCACAGCAUGUGUACUUUAGAAGACAGUAUUUACUCUAUAGGUGGCAGCGAUGAUAACUUGGAGUCGAUGGAACGGUUUGAUAUACUCAGUGUGGAGAGCUACAGCCCCCAGUGUAACCAAUGGACUCGAAUAGCCCCCUUGCUGCAGCCAAACAGUGAAUCCGGAGUGGCUACUAUGGAUGGCAAAAUUUAUAUCCUUGGUGGUUACAGCUGGGAGAACACAGCAUUUUCUAAAGCCGUACAGGUGUAUGACAAGGAUAAAAAGAAAUGGGUGAAAGGGGCCGACUUGCCCAAAGCAAUUGCUGGUGUAUCAGCUUGCAUCUGCAUUCUUAAAACUGGUGAGGCAAGAAACAAAAAAUCAAAGACAAAAAGAUACUCCGACAGAGGCCGGUGAGGCUGCAUUAAAGGGGGGGGAUAGAAUUUACAUUGUGGAUAUUUUAUAUACAAAAUAAGAGAAUGGUUAUUAGAUUUUGUAAUGAUACCACAACGGGAACGCUCUAUGGGAGUGCAGUAACAUCGAGUUCCACGUGUUUUGCAGUGCCAUUAACAGAAGCAUCCUGUUUUAUUUUUCAUUCUGCAUUUAUAAACAAACACACGUGAGUAUCGUAACCCAGUGAUACGUGUUAACUUUCCUUUUGGCUCUGGUGAAAGUAUCAUACUAAACUCCUGAUUUAUAGCAUUCAUUACUCACUGGAGUAAAGAAGAAUACAGAGGUCCACCAAUUCUGUGUCCCUUCCUAGGAGACAAACGGGGGCCUUUUAUUAGCAACACACUGCUAAUGAAUCAUUUGAUCAUUGUUACAAGAUCGGUAAUAGACUGUCCUGAGAGAGAUACUUUAGUUUAUUUUAAAGUACAUUCCCAAAGAAGCAAAACAUUUAAGCAAACUAGCCGCCACUAUUAAACAAAAGUGCGACAGACUGCUCGAGUUUGUAUUUAAAAGGAUGCAUGCGUCAAGGUAUAGUUUUAUAUCGUGUGUGCGUGUGCUUGUUUAAUUGGCUCCCAAGCUGUAGAUAUUGAUAGGAUAUUAAUCCCCCUUCAGUUCAGCUCUCGCAGGGAUCCCAUUCAGAGUCCAAUCACGUGUGCGUCGAUUGCAUGUGUAAGCAUUGCAGUCAUGUGACACAAGGAGAGGACAUUGGCUGUGGAAAAGACUUUGUUUGCAUGGCAUCAGAAAAAGCAUCUUUAAAAACAUAUGUUGUAUUUAUACGGCUAAAACCAUUGCGCAAAGAAUAGAAUUACAAAUCUGAUUAAUUUCCUUUGCAUAACAUGUUAAUCUCUUGUCAAUUUGAGAUAGCAUGUAAGAAGGAUUUUGAAAAAUAAUUUUAUUUUAAUUUUAAAGAACUGGCCUUUUCCCUCUAACUAUGGCUUAACUGUAAAAAAAAAAAAAAUAAAAAAAAAAAUUACAAAGUUUUUUUGUUUUUUAAAUUGUAUUUUAA